AUGGGGUACAACUAUGAAGUCAUGGAUAGAGCAAAGGAAAGAAUUGCCUCGUCUUUCAACAACAAAGAAGACAAGUAUAAACAAAAUUUUGAAAUAAUCGAUAAGAGGUUGAAUUGUCAACUACACCAAGAUUUGCACGCAGCUGCCCACUAUUUGAAUCUGGGAUUAUAUUACAACAACCGGAGCGCGGAAGAUGAUAGUGAGGUAAUUACGGGAUUAAUUGCAUGCAUAUAUAAAUUGUCAUUGUCGAAAGAGGAUGAGUUGAAGAUUCACACUGAGUUACCUAUAUAUAAAGGUGCACAAGGGAUUUUUGGGAUUCCGAUGGCUAAAAGAAUGAGAUCAAUGCUUUCACCAGCGGAGUGGUGGAUGCAAUAUGGAUCGUCCACACCGACACUUAAGAAGUUUGCUAUUAAGCUCCAUUCAAAAAAAAGAAACCAACUUGAAUGGAAAAAGCUAAAUGAUUUAGUUUACAUAAAAUACAAUCGGGCUUUAAGGAGGUAUGAUAUGCGAGAUACGAUUGACCCGAUCAUUUUGGACGACUCGAAUGUUCAAGAUCCGAAUGAUUGGUUGGAGGGGGAAGAAGAUGCUCUUGUAUUUGAGGGUGAUAACUUGACAUGGGAUGUAAUUGCGGAGGCUAUGAGGGUGGAUGAGGAGCCUUAUGCUACAAGAAGAACGAGUAGGAGGAAAGAGGGCGUCGAGUCGAGCUCGCGAUCUAGAAGAUCACAAUUGAUAGACAAAGAUGAAGAGGAAAAUGAUGUUGGGCUUAUAAAGAGGUUGUAGAAGAAGAAGUAGAUGAUGAGCCCGUAUACGAGGAGUUGGAUGAUUUGUGAAUCGUAUUUUAAAGUCUAAGAUUAAUACUUCUUUUUUUUUUUUUUUUUUGUAAUAUGCAUGUUUUAGAACUUAGUUGAACUAAUAGUCUUUG
This is a messenger RNA of Lactuca saligna, 922 nucleotides long. The record is from the annotation of a GenBank genome assembly. Lineage: Eukaryota; Viridiplantae; Streptophyta; Magnoliopsida; Asterales; Asteraceae.